AUGACAGCUCGACAGGAUGCUGAUAACCUUGCAUGGGACCGGAGCGAUGAGGUCUGGGAGGAAGCGAUGAAGCAAGUCCGAUUAUCGUCUACGUGUCGCAAAAUUGAAUCUUUUGCUGAGAGGAUGUUCGACAGCCCUGCAACCUUGGUUACCCCAUUAAUUAUAGGCGGUUUUAACGUGCUAUAUCCCAUCCGAAUCGAAGGCUCCUCCGCUAAUGUUCUCAUACGCCUGCCCUGCCCCAAUCAGGCCGUGUUUCCUGAAGGGAAAACACUUGCGGAAGUCGCAACGGCAGCAUACAUCAGCCAACAUACUCAUAUCCCGGUUCCAAAAGUCUUCUAUAGUGGUAUUGAUUCCGAUAUCGGGCCGUUCAUGAUUAUCCAAGACCUCGGAACCCGACGAGUCAUGAGCCAGGCUCUGGAGACUCCCCGCGAGGAUCCUAACGAGACUCCCGUGUUACGACCUGAUAUUUCUGAAAGCGAGCUUGAGAGCCUGUAUGUUAAAAUGGCACAGUGUAUGCUGCAGCUUGCACAACCUGCUUUCCCACGCAUCGGAGCUCUCAUCGAGUCAAGACCCGGAUCCUACCAUGUAAUGGGACGACCUAUCACUCUGAAUAUGAAUAAUAUGGUUCAGCAAUCCAAUAUCCCUAAAUCAAUCUUUCCAUUAGAAGGCACCACUUAUCAGACCGCUGAUGAGUGGUACGCGGUGUUAGCCGAAAUGCAAAUAGCAACACUCCUCUUUCAACAUAACGACAUGGUCUCAUCAGAGGAUGACUGCAGGACUAAAUAUGUCGCUCGCCAACUAUUUCGCAAAUUGGCUAAACAAGGCCGACUAUCAAAGUUUGGGUUUACUGAAGAUAAAUGGUCUGCCUGCUCCAAGGGCGCUCGUGCAACAUUGGCGGCGCCGGAAGGCUCAGGCUCUUUCCGCCUCUGGUCUGAUGAUUUUAGGCCGGCCAACGUUAUUGUUGAUGAGAAUAACCAGGUUCUUGGUGCUAUUGACUGGGAAUACGCCUACGUUGGGCCAACGCAGUUCAUCUUAGACCCUCCAUGGUGGCUACUACUUGACGUGCCUGAGAUGUGGGAUAAUGGUAUCGAGAAUUGGACAAGCCUCUACGAAAGACGGCUAAAGACCUGGCUUUCGGCGAUGGAAGAAGUAGAAAAAGAUGCGAGUCCUGGUCUUUUGCUGCUCUCGGCGUACAUGCGAGAGAGCUGGGAGACAGGCCGCUUCUGGCUUAACUAUGCCGCUAGAAAGAGCUGGGCAUUUGAUACCAUCUACUGGAAGUACCUAGACGAAAGAUUCUUUGGUGAGCGGCAAGAAAAUGUUCCCACGGAAGAACUAUGGAAGGCGAGGGUGGAUCUUUUGAGUGAAGAGGAACGAGCAGCGAUGGAGUCGCUGGUACAAAUAAAGAUGGAAGAAUCGAAGAAACGGGUUUUGGUUGAGUGGGACGAUGCGGAGGCAAGGCAGCGCCUGUCUUCCUUGCUAUUCAACUAA
Molecule: messenger RNA, 1488 nt
Organism: Lachnellula hyalina
Lineage: Eukaryota; Fungi; Ascomycota; Leotiomycetes; Helotiales; Lachnaceae
Exons: 1
Coding region: 1-1488 (495 amino acids)
Source: RefSeq, a predicted model, not a curated record